Molecule: messenger RNA, 9950 nt
Organism: Oncorhynchus masou masou (cherry salmon)
Lineage: Eukaryota; Metazoa; Chordata; Actinopteri; Salmoniformes; Salmonidae
Product: cullin-9-like
Exons: 41
Coding region: 294-8021 (2575 amino acids)
Molecular function (GO): zinc ion binding
Source: RefSeq, a predicted model, not a curated record
CCUUAAAUUAAGACCAAAAUUAUUUUUUUGUUUUUGUUUCACGAUAUAGCCAAUUUUUACUUUGUGGCUGUGGUAACUAGUAACAACCGGUCGUUUCACAGGGAAAUUCCUACCCGUCACCUCAGUUUCUAAACCAUACGUUGCUGUCACCGUGCGGUGUGCCCCGUAGUAUCAAACGCUGCCUACAAACUUUUUCCAGGCUGGGAAACGAUACAUUAAAACGGAGAAGAAAGCUCCAUCGACAGAAGAGCGGGGAAGAAGUGAAGGGGAAACCCUGUAACACUGGAGCGAUCAUGUUAGGUGAACGCCGCAAUGGAAACCUGCUUGUCCAGCUGGGCCCGAAGCUACAGGCCUACCCAGAGGAGUUGAUCCGGCAGCGGCGGACUCAUGAUGGCCAGACAGAGUACCUGAUCCGCUGGUGCCUGCUGGCCAUAGACGACGGUAGUGGCUCAGGUGGAGGGAGCAAUGAGACAGGAGGAGAAGGGGGAAGCAGUUCAGGGGUGGGCGGUUCAACCUCAGGCGAGAGCAAGACGGAGAACAUCCUGAUGUGGAUGUCAAUGGAGGACGUCUACGCCAACUGCCCCACGCUGCUGGGCAAGCGCAAGGCAGAUGCCCAGCGGCCCCUCCAGGAGGCAGAGGAGAGGCACGGCGGAGAUUUCCCUAAUGAAGUCACCUUUGAUGAGGUGGAGCUCUCUGACAUGAAGGACGAUGUCAAGAACUUGGUCAGGAGGGCCCGCAAGCAGAUGACCAAGAAGAGCGACUUUGCCAUAAGCAUCACACACACCAUCCAUGUGCUGAGUGCCUACGCCAGCAUCGGCUCACUGGUGGGUGUCUUCAAGGAGACCGGUGCCCUGGACCUGCUCAUGGAGCUGCUCUGCAACAAGGAGCAACAAACCCGUAGAAGUGCUGGGAAGAUGCUCCGGGCUCUGGCCUCUCAUGACGCAGGGAGCCGUGCCUAUGUGCUCCUGUCACUCAGCCAGCAGGAUGGUAUUGAGCAGCACAUGGACUUUGACAAUCGCUACACCCUCCUGGAGCUGUUUGCAGAGACCACCUCCUCUGAGGAGCAUGGCAUCUCUUUUGAGGGAAUCCACCUCCCUCAGAUCCCAGGGAAGCUACUGUUCUCCCUGGUGAAGCGGUACCUGUGUGUGACGUCCCUGAUGGACAAGCUCAACACGGCAGGGGUGGAGUCAAGCUCUGAGCGGCAAGACGCACUAGGCUCCUCCUCAGGGGCAGGCCACCAGCCAGAGAACCUACGUGUCCAGCGAGAGUUUGAGUUCACCAUGGCCAUGGCUAACCUCAUCUCUGAGCUGGUUCACGUCAUGGGUUGGGACCACAACCGGCAACCGCCACAGUCCAGCAGCCUGGCCCAGGGCAGGGCCUGCGGGGAGGACCAGGAGGACGUGCCGCCCCGCCGCAUGCUACGCUCCAUAUUCCAGCCCCGCUUCUCUGCCUCUGCCUUUCCUGUCUUUACCACCUCAAGCAUGGCAGCCACAACACCACCCAAGAAGAAGACCGGCAGCGGCUUCAGGACACGCACAGACUUUGCCAGCCGGUCUGCUUACGUGGAAUACGUGCAGGACAACCUGAAGAGCGGCAUGUUGGUCCGUAUGCUGGAGGACUAUGAGGAAGUCAGCGCUGGUGAUGAGGGGGACUUCCGCUACAGUAACGACGGCUCGCCACCAGUGCAGGUGUACUGGAACUCCCUAUCUCGGACCUACUGGGUGCACUGGCACAUGGUUGAGAUCAUGGCCGCGGGCACCAGUGGACAGGGUGAGAAAGACGUCCAGGAGAAGGCCUCCUCCCUGACUGAGACCAUCAAGCUAACGGCUGGUAAGAGGGGGUCACCUGCACCCAUAGACUCACACUUAAUGAGUCAGACAUUCUUCUCCAAGCCUCCUGGUGGGCUGUACUCGUUGCCUUACCUGGCUGAGGGGUUGCAUGCUGAUGGCGCCACCCUGAGCCGGGCUGAGUGGUGGGAAGUGCUCUUCUUCAUCAAGAAGCUAGAACCAAAGCAACAGCAGGAGAUCAACAACAUCCUACGUCAGAGCCUCGAUGAACAGAUGUCAGACGCAGAUGAGGCCACUCUUAUCCGGCUGUCGGUGCCAGGCGAGGUGGCCCGUAAGUUGCUCCACUACCUGAAGCAGACCCUGCAGAACUCGUGUCUGUGGGACCUGCUCUGCUCCCACUCCUUCUCUAAACACUACAUGCGGCGCGGUGGGGGAGGCCUGGAGGAUGACGAGCUGCUGCCCGACGGCUGCCCGGGCUCUUCUGGCCUGGGAGGAGGACAGGGCACCUCUUCAUCUGCUGGCACUGCUUCCUCCUCCUCUGUCAUGGGCUCAUUUUCUAAGAAGCCUAAGAAGGAGAGUCCUACAAACUAUAUCUCUGACACCGAGUCUGAAUUGCCCAUGGAAGAGUCUAACUACUCAGAAGACCUGGAGGAGAAGAUGAAAGUGUUCAACAACUCCAAGGUGCAGGGCAAGAAGACGGCCCUGGAGAAGCUUGGGGAGGUGGUGGACAUCAUGAAGAAGAGUGGCUCAGAUCCAGUCCAGCAGCUGGCUGGGAUCAAGUUUAUCACCAAGGUCCUAGAGGACGAGGGGCCUCAGGAAAGGAGCACCCUCAGGACAGAUGCUGUCCAGACCAUCCGGGAUAAAGUCCUGAAGCUUGUGGUCGACAUGCUGUGUGGGCAGCCCAAGGAGAAUGUGGUCAGCACCCUGCGUUUCACCCGCACCCUCAUGGUCAAGUACGAGUGGAGGGUCUCCUUUGCCACGGAGGGGGGCGUCAAAGCCAUCCUCUCUUGUAUGCAGGAAUACCCCACUGUUCCACAGAUCCAGCAAGUUGCCCUGGCGACUCUGAUGGUCGUCACAGGCGCCAGUAAGUAUAACCUUAGCAGCAUGAGCAGUUGCUGUCUUCCUCUUUCUGAGUCGGCCACACCCAUGAUGCUCGGAGUCUUUGCCAGUAUUGGCUCUGCCACCCCCGAGGGCUCCAAGGGACUGCUGGCUGCCAUCCCUGCUGCCAUUGAACUGAUGCUCAACACACCUGGGUGUAUGUUGUCGGUAAGGAACGGUCUGUUGGUGAUCAUCAUGCUGAUCUCUAGUAGUAAGAGCCUGGCGGAGCAGCUGGUGGCCUGUGAUGUCAGCACCGUGCUCAAGAAGUGCCUCGCGGCGUCACGGCCAGAGAAAUGGCUGGCCAUCAUCGCCCUCAACCACAUCUCCAUGGACCACAAGCUGGAGAAAAAAGAGUUGAUGGAGGAGUUGGACUUCAAGGAUGCGGAGCUAAAGAUGCUGGUGGUGAGUCUGAAAGAGAUGACAGCCAACAAGGAGGUGAUCCUGACCCUGGAGCAGCUGCUCUGUGACAACUCCUCCCAGCUAGAGGAGGAGUGCAACCAGGUGACCCGUAGCCGAGAGACCUACCAGGACCUGGUGCGCCUCAUGGACCAGCACCGGGCUGACCGGGCCACACAGCUCUCCAUCCUCAGAAUAUUGAACAAGGUCUUGGACAAUUACCAGGAGGAUCUGCUUCCAUGGCAUGAGAACAUAGAACCAUGCUUGUCUUCUAUGACCACAUUCAUCAAUGACCGUGAGGUUGUCCAGCAGCUCAUCCGCUUCCUGUAUCGCCUGGCCUCUCUGAACAAAGACUAUGCCGUGGUGAUGUGUCGUCUGGGCACAAAGGAAGCCCUGGUCAAGGCGCUGGACAAGCACAGUGUCAACUUGCUUAUGGUCACAGAGCUGCGGGACUUAAUCACAGACUGUGAUAAGUACGCCAAUCUCUACAAGAAAAUGACCACCAGUGUUCUGGCUGGUUGCAUACAGAUGGUUUUGGGCCAAAUAGAGGAGCAUCGGCGAAGCCACCAGCCAAUCAACAUCCCCUUCUUUGACGUCUUUCUUCACAAUCUGUGCCAAGGAUCUAGUUUGGAACUCAAGGAGGACAAGUGCUGGGAGAAAGUGGAGGUUUCCUCUAAUCACCAUCGAGCGAACAAGCUCACUGACAAGAACCCUAAAACCUACUGGGAGUCCAAUGGCUGCACAGGUUCCCAUUUUAUCAACAUCUACAUGCACAAGGGGGUGGCUAUUAGGCAAUUGUCAGUUCUUGUGGCCAGUGAAGACUCCAGCUAUAUGCCUGCCCGCAUUGUAGUACUUGGAGGAGACGACCCCACAAAUAUCAAUACAGAGCUGAACACAGUCAAUGUGCCUCCGUCAGCCAAUCGCAUUGUGUUACUGGAGAACAUGACCCGCUUCUGGUCCAUUGUGCAGAUCAGGAUCAAGAGGUGUCAGCAGGGUGGCAUCGACACGAGGGUCCACGGUUUUGAGGUGUUGGGGCCCAAGCCCACCUUCUGGCCCGUUUUCAAGGAGCAGCUCUGCUGUCGCACCUACCUUUUCUACACCACCAAAGCCCACACCUGGUGCCAGGAGAUCCUUGAGGACAAGGCCCAGCUGCUGCAGCUCUUCAACAAACUGAACAGUGCUCUGCGACAUGAGCAGAUGUUUGCUGACCGCUUCCUGCCCGAUGCCGAGGCAGCGGAGGCUCUGGGACGCACUUGCUGGGAGGCCCUCAUCACCCCCAUCGUACAGAUCAUCACCAUCUCUGAAACCCAAGACCUCAGUCCCCUCUCUUGGUUACUCACUGAGUACCUGGACAACGCAGAGUCAGCCAGGCGCUGCAAGAGUCGGGCCGCCAUCUUCAACUCCCGCGUCCGUCGCCUCACCCACCUACUGGUCCAUGUGGAUACCAGCCGAGUGAACACAGAGGAGCUCAAGCCGCCCAUCAAAUGCAAAGGUAUCAACCGAAGCAAAGUUUUAAAGAAUGGCAAAGAGGGAAAGAACAAGGAUGCAGCUGCUGUGUCCUCUUCGUCCUCCAACUUUGUCAAGGGGAAGAACAUCAGCAGUAUUGCAGGGAUAGCACUAUGUUGGCAGGGCGUGGUACAGAGACAGGUGAAGAAGUUCUUGGACUCGACGUGCAGUCUGCCAGACUUUGUGGAGCGUUACAGGAACAUGUACCUCUGUCUGAAGAAUGCCAUGGAGGAGCUGUUUGGCCAACAGACAGCAUUUGUGCUGGCUCUCCGCCACGGUUUCUCUGCUGCUCUCCUACAGCUCUCCAUCCUCACCGCCAUGCAUAUGAGUGAGCGGUUUGCCCAGUACAUCGACAUGAUGAUCCAGGAGAGUGGAGUGGACUCUGGCAACGUGGAGACUCUUAACCAGUUGCAGCAGUUUCUAGAACCUAUGCUCUUCCUCUCCGGCCUGGAGCUUGCCAACACCUUUGAGCACUGUUACAGGUACUACCUCGGUGACAGGCUGCUGGGCCAAAGCAAGGUGUGGCUGGAGACUGCUGUCAUAAUGCAGAUAGGCACCUGCUUCCCAAACCGCUUCCCCCAGCAGAUGCUGAAGAAUCUCAGUGAGUCUGAGGAGCUGCAGCAGGAGUUCCACCUCUACCGCCUCCAGCAGCUGGACAAGACCCUGCAGGAUGUCAACGAGGAGAUGAUGGAUGAUCAGCCGUCCGAGCCUGAUGAGGAGAGUGAGGUGAAGGUGCUGGUCCUGUCUCCUCGCUGCUGGGCAGUCUCCUCACCCUGCUACCUGGACAACUCCAGCAGAUACUUCCCCAAGCAGCUCUCCACCUACCUGGCCGAGUACACAGAUUUCUACUCUAACAGCCAGUGCAUGUACAAUCUGACCCACAGUAAGCCCCGCCGUCUACAGUGGACCUGGCUGGGCCAUGCAGAGCUGCACUAUGGCUCCUGCACUCUCUACGUCUCCACCCUGCAGAUGUACAUCCUCCUACAGUUCAACCACCAACCGGAUGUAUCUGUGGAGGCUCUUCAGCAGGCUACAGGCCUUUCUCCGACAGUGCUGGCCCAUGCACUGUCUCCCCUCACUGCAGAGAAGGGCAUUCUCACCACAGACAGCCCUGACACCAAUCUUGUGAAUGGAGUCCUGAGGUUGAACAUAAAAGCUCUGUCUCAGAGUUUGGAAAACCACAGCUACUGCUACCUGCUGCCAAAGCAGACCUACCUGAAUGUGGACGAGGACGCUGCCUGCUCGCUGGAGAGGAAGAGGAACUUCAUCUACUGCCUCGUCAUCCAGAUCAUGAAGGCUGAGAAAGAGAUGAACAUAGACAACCUGGUGUUCAGAGUGUUGGAGACGUGUCAGAAGCGGGAGGUGACUCGUUCCCCAGGCUCGGUGCGUUUCAGCUGCAGCACUACAGACGUGCUGUCCUGUGUCAUGCACGUCAUCAGCAAGGGCUACAUCAGGCGCAACGAGGACAGCCCCCACAUCGUGGAGUUCCUGCCUGAAGACCCCUCCACUCCCCAGAAGGGCCAGGCGCAUUUCUCCUUCACCAAGGCAGAGCUGAAGAAUAACCCCAGCAGCAGCAACACCGACAUCAGCCUGGAAGGCAUCUUUGCAGCCCCUCAGAGUGUGGAAGACGGGGUCCUGGAGGCUGUCCUGUUGUCCAUGGGCCGGACUAUGAACCAGGAGGAGGUCCGGCAGCUGAUGCAGAGCACAGUGCAGCAGGUCUCUGGCACCCUGACUCUGGACCUGGACCGGGCUGAGCACCUGCUGGUCCACUGCAAGUGGAACAUGGACGUGCUAAUCCAGCGCUACACAGACGACCCAGACUCCCUGGUCAUGGCUGCUGGGCUGAGGGGCUGGAACCCCCAGCCACCCCCCAGCCCUGUGUCCAGCUGCCCUGUGUGCCUCAUCUCUCAAACAGGGGAGGCAGAGCCCGUUCCCACCCUCUGCUGCAUGCACUACUGCUGCCGGUCUUGCUGGCAGGAGUACCUCACGGCCAGAAUUGAGCAGAACCUGGUGAUGAACUGCAACUGUCCAAUAACAGACUGCCGAGCACAACCUACUUCCCAGUUCUUCUUCAACAUCCUGACCAACAAGGACACCAUCACCAAGUAUGAGAACGCUCUCCUCCGAGGUUAUGUGGAGUGCUGCUCCAACCUGACCUGGUGCACCAACCCCGUGGGCUGUGACCAGAUCCUGUGCAGGGAGAACAUUGGCAGCAUGGGCACCUGCUCAAAGUGCUGCUGGUCCUCCUGCUUCAGCUGCAACUUCCCAGAGGCUCACUACCCAGCCAGCUGCAGUCACAUGUCCCAGUGGAUAGACGAUGGUGGCUACUACGAGGGUAUGACCAUGGAAGCUCAGAGUAAGCACCUUGCCAAACUCAUCUCCAAACGCUGCCCCAGCUGCCAGGCCCAGAUAGAGAAGAACGAAGGGUGCCUACAUAUGACUUGUGCCAAAUGUAAUCAUGGAUUUUGCUGGAGGUGUCUCAAGCCAUGGAAACCAACCCACAAAGAUUACUUCAACUGCUCAGCUAUGGUGAGUAAAGCAGCAAGGCAGGAAAAGAAGUUCCAAGACUACAACGAGAGAUGCACUUUCCACAACCAAGCCAAGGACUUCGCCAUCAAUCUAGAGAGCAAAGUCUCCUCCAUCAAUGAAGCCUUGCAAAUGAAGUCGUUGACGUUUGUUAUUGAUGCCUGCAAAGUCCUCGCUCAAGCGCGCAAGGUGCUGGCCUACUCGUGUGUGUACAGCUACUACAACCAGGACACAGAGAAGAUGGAUGUGAUGGAGCAGCAAAUGGAAGCCCUGGAGCUUCACACCAAUACACUACAGAUCCUGCUGGAGGAGACCCUGUUGCAGUGUACGGAUCUAGCGUCCUGCAUCCGUCUACUGAAGCCUGAGCACCUCAACACUGGCCUGGAACUCAUUUGCCGCAUUCAGGAGCGUCUGGUGGCCAUUCUACAACACUCGACCCAGGACUUCCGAGUGGGAUACAACUCCAAAACAGGACAGGAACUGGAAUCUGCUCAAGCUUCAAAUCUUUCUAAGACCACAGACGCCAACAAAGUGGCUGGGGGCUCUGAGUCUGACAACCAUAACAACGAGGGUGGAGAUGAGGCAGAGGAGGAUGAAUGGUAUGACGAUGAAUAUGUUCCCGAAUGGCAUGAAGAUGACGAGGAUGACUUCUUUUCUGAUGAUGACGAGUCCGAAAACCUAGAGAGGGAUUUCAGUCCUUUUGACUAAACAUCUGAAAAUAGGAACAAAAAAAUGUCAGUCUCAAUCUGUGCAGGCACUGCAAGCACCACAUAAAUAUAUUUUGGGAAAAAAACAGUACUUAAUAAACAAACAAAAAUCCAUCAGAGAGAGCGAUGGGGACAGAGAAAAGCCAUGGUCUGUUUUGAAGUGAGGCUGUGUGUGAUCCUUCAUUUUUCCAGUCAGCCUCUUUGCGCUUAGCCUUCACAAUUUCAGUCCCAUGCCACAACUGCAAUUGUUAGAUGGGCACACUUACAUGUUCCACUUAUUGUUCAUCACAUAGGUUUGAAUUCCUAGAGCCUCAUUCUUUUUCACAUGACGCUGUUUUGAAGCCGAUGAGGGUACCAUGACUGUCAGACAUAAUGAAGGAUCCCUGUAAGAAAAUAUUUGAGGUGUGACGAUAUACUUGAGAAAAAGCCCAUACUUUGUGUAAUACAAAUGCUACUUUUUCAUUUACCAGCGUGACUGAAAAGGGAUUUUAUAAUCCAGCGCUAGGAAGGCUGUUAAAUUGGCAGAAUGUUGUUCAUUGCCAAAUGGCUUGCCUUGAUAUAUUUUUGUAAUACAUGGAUAUAUGCCUUCAUUCAUAACGAUAAAGUACUCAUUCAGAAAAUGUAUAUUUCCAUAAUGAAACUUAAAACACUGAAUUAUUGUACGUUAAUUUAGAAGGCUAUUAAAAGCUCAAGACUGCGGUUAAUACAAUGUUUGUGCGACCUUUUCAUGGGUUAUUAAAGGGCUGCAAGGGAGAGAAGAUUGGGAGGAAAAGGAUGUAAGGUAUUGGGUGUGCCUGACAACAGUAGCUGACGACUCGAAACAUUCUUGCGCUGCAUUGUAGUUCGCUACAUACUUCUUCAGCGAUUGGAUCGUCUCUGACCAAUCAGUGUCAAAACCAGUGACACAUUUUCAAACCGCUGCUUUACCCAUCGGUUUCUGGACCAAUCAGACGGCCUUGAAUGUGUUCGCAAGUCGGUGAAGGGUCAGGGAGGUACUCCAAUCAAUCAAAUGUAUUUUAUAAAUCCCUUUUUACAUCAGCAGUUGUCACAAAAUGCUUACACAGUUACCCAUCCUUAAACCCCAAUGCGCAAGCAAUGCAGAUGUAGAAGCACAGAGCCACUCAUUGCAGAGAUUAAACUAACGUCCGUGGGUGUAGCAUUUGGCCGGAGCAAGGAGUCUGGGUAGUCAGGCAAUGAGGGAGUUCUAUUAACCUGAGCUGUGGUGCACCGUUCUAUUGUCCACAACGUGAACUUGCAAAAGCGGUGAGGGGGGAGCGCCCUCACAAAUGGAACAGUAAUCUGCGCCGCUUUCAUGUCAACAAGGCACAAUGGUGCAUAGUCUAAAACCUACAUCUCUUUUCCAUUAAAUGUUUUAAUUUUCAAACUAGUUUUCAUUGGGAAGGCACAGAAAGCGUCUUUAUCAAAAGCAAUAACUUUUGCAUAUAUGGGGCGGCAGGGUAGCCUAGUGGUUAGAGCAUUGGACUAGUAACCGGAAGGUUGCAAGUUCAAAACACCCGAGCUGACAAGGUACAAAUCUGUCGUUCUGCCCCUGAACAGGCAGUUAACCCACUGUUCCUAGGCCGUCAUUGAAAAUAAGAAUUUGUUCUUAACUGACUUGCCUGGUUAAAUAAAGGUAAAAUAAAAUUUAAAAAAAUAAAAACAUAAUCCUACUCAUUACUCCACGUGCUUAAUCUAGCCUAGGCUAUAUCAUGCUUUUGAAAUUUACAAUUUUUUUGUUGUUGAUAUUUUGUCAAUGUUUAUCUGUAUAUGGGUUGGGGUAUUUGAUAUCUCAACAUGCCAUUUUGCUGUUGAGAGAUCCUUAUAUUCACCAUGUGCAUCUUCAAAAAAUGUAUAUUUCUGAUCUCAAUGUUGAAUUUGUGCAAUGUCAGCGGACGAAAUAAAUGCGCUUUCUGCAAUCAUGCUGGAGUGA